AUGUAUCCGCAGAAGUUAUCACUAUCGGCUCCAGCAUCUACAAAUGCUGGUAGGCGAUAUAACAAGGCCCAUGAUUCUCUUUAUGCACCCAGCACUACUGAAACGAAUGUACACACUACUGAUACAAUACAACAAGAUCGUAUUGCUUGGCAAACUAUGUCUCAAUAUUUGACUCUUCGACUGAUGCAAACACGGCGAUCUAGCACAACAAACCGUACCGAUCGAGCAUUUUCACAAGCAGAAGUACCUUCACAAUACGUUCGAAAGCUUCCUCAUAAGAGUAAUCGUUUAAAAGUGUCGUCAUCAGCUAUAUCUGAUGAAAUAUCGGAACGUAGCUUCAAGCACUUGGAUCCAGUUACAUUGGAAUUUGAUGAAGAUAUCAUCGAAGGCACACCAGCACUUGAAACUGAUGUACAUAUCAUGCCAUUGGACAGACUAAUUGAACGUUUCAACAGUAAUUUAACAAUUGGUCUGACAGAUAGCAUCGUAGAACAACAUCGUACAAUCUACGGAAAAAAUAAACUAACACCAUCACGCCCGCCAAGCCUUAUUUGGAUGUUCAUCACACAAUUGCUUAUCGGUUUCAAUGGUGUCUUAUGGCUUGCUACUCUAUUCGCUUUUCUCAGUUACAAACCAUUUGGAGGUUCCGAUCCCGACGUGACCAAUCUCGCCUUAGCUGGCAUACUGGUUUUUGUCAUCGUGUUCAAUGCAUUGUUUAACUUCUAUCAGGAAGCAAAGUCAAUGAAAAUUGUCGCAUCCUUUUCAAAAAUGCAACCUGCACUUGCCACUGUUAAACGGAAUGGUGUUGAAAUGCAAGCUAGUGCAGAGGAACUUGUGCCUGGCGAUAUCGUUCGUAUUCGUCUCGGCGAUCGAAUUCCAGCUGAUUGUCGAUUGAUUUCGUGCGAUGAUCUUCAAGUAGACACGUCCCAAUUGACUGGCGAGUCGCUACCGGUUACGUGUACGGUUAAAUGCACAGAUAUGAACUUUAUGGAAACGACCAACAUGGUUUUCUACUCGUCCCUCGUUGUUCAAGGCUCAGGUGAAGGCAUAGUAACUAAUAUUGGAGACAAAACUGCACUUGGACAAGUUGGUCAAAUGACUCGAAGCACUGGUAAUUCAGAAGUGACAGGACUUCAUCGAGAAAUCAACCGUUUUGUCCUAUUUAUCAUCAUCGCUGCAUUCACAUGUGUUAUUCUCUUAUGGAUUACUUGGGCUGCCUGGCUCAAUAUCGUCCAUGAUGGAUAUAUCACCGUUAAUGGUAACGUAGUCAAUUCCAUUGGUAUGGUAGUGUGCUUUAUUCCUGAAGGUCUACCGGCGGCUGUCACUCUUGUCUUGACUAUCGUUGCAAAGCGAAUGUAUAAACAAAAGGUGAUGGUGAAAAGUCUAGUCACCAUAGAAGCGUUUAAUUAUGUUUCUGUGAUAGCUACAGACAAGACUGGUACUUUGACAAUGAACCAAAUGACUAUUACCGCUCUUCUUUGGGGAACUCAAGGAGAAUAUAUGGUUCCUAUACACAGCGAACAUCAAACAAAUAUCACAUCGGAGCACGAACAACACCGUCUGAUUGAUCGAAAACGACCAUCAUUAACUGCAACCGAUGUUCCCAGUGCUAUGAAAGAUCUAAUUCUUGGUGCCUGUCUUUGUAAUAAUGCAACAAAACAAUCGUGUAUUACACACAAUAACGAUAAUGGAGUUAAUAAUCCAGUGUUAGACACCAGUGCUGAUGAUCAGACACCAGCAAAAGAAGCACAGAUCAUUGGAGAUGCAGCUGAUGUGGCAAUGUAUCAUAUGUGUAACGAAAAAUGUUCUAUCAAUAUUGAACAAGUAAAGAAGGUUAAUCCGCGUAUUAAUAGCGUUCCGUUCAAUUCGAAAAAUAAAUUCAUGAUUACGGCCAAUCUUCUAGAACAUGUAUCAAAUGACGAGGAAAUGGUGCUGAUUACAUUGAAAGGUGCACCUGAUUUUAUUUUAUCACGUUGUUCAACGUACAAAACCGACUGUGAUGAAGACACGUUGCCGAUGACCGAUGAAUUUCGAACUAUCCUUCAGCAACGACAAGAAACAUUAGGUGAAUCAGGAUAUAGAGUGAUAGCGAUGAUUCAACAAAAACUGACGAAACGGCGAUACGAUGCUAUGAUGGAGUCGUACAGGGCAGGCAAAAGCCAUCCGCAAUCAACCGAAGAGUCAUCGUCUAGUGUACUCGACUUGAAUGGAUUACCAGCAGAUAACUAUUGCUUCAUUGGUAUGUUUGCACUGCUUGAUCCAGCGCGUCCGGAAGUACCUGAAGCUGUGCUCAAAGCACGCCAUGCUCAUAUUCGUGUUGCUAUGGUCACUGGCGACCAUCCGACGACAGCAGCGGCGAUUGCCAAGAAGGUCAAUAUUUUUACCAAAGAAAUCAGUAUUGACGGUGGUACUGACAAAUUCAAAAUAGAAUACAAUAGUGAAACACAAGAAACUGUAGCCCAUUUUCUACGUAAUACACAUACAUUGCUUGAACGUCAUAUUGUUGGAGAUUUAACAACACCCACCAAUAUAAAGGGCAUAAAAUCAAUUUCGAAUCCGAAGAAAAAGUCGAACAUUUUUAAAAGACUCUGGAACGGGUUUCUCUACUACUUGCGCGAUCCAAAUCAAGUCAAAAGUGUGAAAAAACUUGAUAUUAUUCCAUACGGAGUCAUUGUUACCGGUAGUGACAUGCAUUCAAUGGACGAACACAUGUGGGAUUGGGUCUUGUCUCAUAGAGAAAUUGUUUUUGCUCGAACAUCACCAGAACAAAAACUACAGAUUGUUAUGGCAUUUUCCAAACGUGGUGAAGUCGUCGCCGUGACAGGAGACGGAACAAACGAUGCGCCUGCACUUAAACAGGCCGAUUUAGGCGUAGCAAUGGCAGCGGGAACAGAAGUUGCCAAGGAAGCGGGAGAUCUGAUCUUACUAGAUAACAACUUUUCAUCAAUUAUCAGUGCAAUUGAAAUGGGUCGAUUGCUAAGUGAUAACUUGAAAAAAGUUGCCAUCUAUCUGCUACCAGGAGGCACAUGGUCUGAAGUAAUUCCUGUACUUGUGAGUACUUGGAUGGGCAUUCCACUUUCACUAUCUCUUUUUCUUGGCGUUGUUUUCUGUAUGUUUAACGACAUUGUUAAUUCUUUGGCAAUGGUUUCAGAAAAAGCCGAGCAGGAUAUUAUGUCUCGACCGCCAGCCAUUCGUCAUAAAACUCAUCUGAUUGAUUGGAAACUACUUGUGCACGCUUACUUAAUUAUGGGAAAUAUUGAAUGUUUUACUGCGUUUUUCUGCUUUUUCUGGUAUUAUGCGUCGGAAGGUAUUCCCGUCAGCAGUAUCUUUUUCACUUACGCUAGUUUUGGUACCAAUCCUCCCAUCGAUAAGUCAGCGGAUGAGCUCACUAGUAUUCUACAAACCGGUCAAUCAAUAUAUUAUGUAUCGUUAUGUAUCAUGCAAAUGUUUAACCUUAUUUCGACAAGAACACGCUAUGUAUCAUUCUUUAAACAUAAUCCAUUCUUUGGAAAAACGCGUAAUUUAACCAUCUGUAUCGGAGUUGUUUUCUCAACCUCUGUCGGUCUACUUAUUACACUAGUACCUUGGUUCAACUCAGUAUUUAAAACUAAACCAGUGCCAGUAAAGUAUAUCUGUCCAGCGCUAGGCUUUGGUGUUGGUUUAUUUGUAUUCGAUGAAGUACGUAAGUUUCUUGUGCGACGUUAUCCAAAAUCAUUGCUGGCCAAAAUCGCUUGGUAA
Adineta ricciae is the source of this 3738-nucleotide messenger RNA. The record is from the annotation of a GenBank genome assembly. NCBI's taxonomy places the organism in Eukaryota, Metazoa, Rotifera, Eurotatoria, Adinetida, Adinetidae.